AUGGUUGAUAUCAAGACAAAUAUUAGUUUUGCGUGUCAACGUUGUUUACAACCACUAAGACUCGAUCCCAGUUUUGAUCACCUUGGUGAACACACACUAGCUGAAUUAUCACUUCCAAUUCAACAACAAGUUGUAGGUGAAAUAGAACCACAAAGUGGUAGCCUAGAACAUUUAGUACCACCAUUUAGACUUACGGAAUCAGCAAAUGGAACCAAUGGUUUUAUGCUGGUUGGAGAUUCUGGUGAAACUGAAAGCCUUAGUCAUCAUUUGAGGGUGCGAGCGACGUUAUUCGACAUCCUAAGUAGCAGCAGUGCUGCAGAUCAUCCUCUUUGCGAUGAAUGUACUGACAGUCUCCUGAUGCUGAUAGACCAGCAGCUCCGAAUGACAGAGGGCGAGUGGUCCGAUUACAACGAGUACCUAAAGAAGCUAGAAGCUGAACAGCAGCAGCUCAAUAAUGACAACGGGGAGUUGGAGAUGCUGGCUAAGGAGCUGGCUGAUGUUAAAGCUGAAGAGGAACGAAUGAUCCAGGAGUUAGAGGCCUUGAGGAAGGAAGAAGCUGCCACGAUAAAUGCUAUCGCUGAACAGGAAUCCGAGCGCGAGAGGUUGGAGACCGAGGAGGAGAGGUACUGGAAAGAGUACUCCAGGCACAGGAGAGAUUUAAUUUUAGCUGAAGAGGAAUGUCGAAGUUUGGAAUGUCAAUUAGCCUAUGCAUCAUCCCAAUUAGAAAGACUGAAAAAAACGAACGUAUUCAAUGCCACAUUUCACAUUUGGCAUUCAGGUCACUUUGGUACUAUUAAUUCAUUCAGAUUGGGUCGUUUGCCAAGUGCACCUGUAGAUUGGAGCGAAAUAAACGCUGCUUGGGGUCAGACCACACUAUUGCUCUCAGCGCUUGCAAGAAAGAUGAACUUGACAUUCCAACGUUUUCGUUUGGUGCCUUUCGGUAACCACAGCUACAUCGAGGUCCUUGACCAGCAGAAGGAGUUACCACUCUAUGGAAGCGGAGGGUUUAAAUUUCUCUGGGACACCAAGUUCGACGCUGCUAUGGUUGCAUUCCUGGAUUGCUUGCAGCAGUUCAAGGAGCAGGUGGAAAAAGGUGACAGUGGAUUUUGUCUACCCUACAAGAUGGAUCGAGGAAAAAUCGAGGAUUCGGCUACUGGGAACUCAUAUUCUGUCAAAAUCCAAUUCAAUUCUGAAGAGCAGUGGACCAAGGCACUAAAAUUUUUGUUGACGAAUUUAAAGUGGGGCCUGGCUUGGGUCAGCUCACAAUUUUCAAAAGACGAGGCUGAGCAUUAA
Messenger RNA from Cotesia congregata, 1293 nucleotides. The record is from the annotation of a GenBank genome assembly. NCBI's taxonomy places the organism in Eukaryota, Metazoa, Arthropoda, Insecta, Hymenoptera, Braconidae.